Messenger RNA from Baudoinia panamericana UAMH 10762, 2045 nucleotides. RefSeq lists its product as uncharacterized. Bases 99 to 1907 code for a protein of 602 amino acids. Gene Ontology annotation, biological process: iron-sulfur cluster assembly. The transcript has a single exon. The record is from RefSeq and is a predicted model, not a curated record. Gene Ontology annotation, molecular function: 4 iron, 4 sulfur cluster binding. NCBI's taxonomy places the organism in Eukaryota, Fungi, Ascomycota, Dothideomycetes, Mycosphaerellales, Teratosphaeriaceae. Gene Ontology annotation, cellular component: cytosolic [4Fe-4S] assembly targeting complex.
CAAGAGACAACGGACCCUUAUCACUGCGUUUCUCUUCUGCUCCUUUAAGGCAGACCUGCUGCAUUCAUGUGUCCAUCUAGAGGCCACUGGACUUUGCGAUGUCAGCGAUACUUUCUGCCGAUGACCUGAACGACUUCAUCAAUCCUGGUGUCGCGUGCAUCAAGCCGGUCGAGACUCUACCUAAACAGCAGCCUGAUAAUGCUAGCGAUACGUAUGAAGUUACGACAGAAGACCGAGCCAAUUCUGGGACCGCACCACCUGCGCAGAUUUCGCUCACGGACUGCUUAGCAUGCUCGGGUUGCGUGACUAGUGCAGAGGCGGUCUUGGUCAGCCUGCAGAGCCAUGGCGAAGUGUUGGACACACUUGAUCGAUACAGGGAGCUGCGCGCACCAUGGAUGGACGCGACCGACGGUGGUGAUACGUCGGACGCGAAGGUCUUCGUUGCGAGCGUUUCGCCGCAGGCAAGAGCGAGUCUUGCAGCCACCUACAAUAUUACCGAGCGGGAGGCAGGCUACAUGAUCAGCCAGCUAUUGAGCGGGCCACAUGGACUGCGCUCUGGCGGCGCACAAGGAGCGGGCUUUACUUGGACCAUAGACACGAAUGCUAUGCGCGAAGUUGCUCUGGUCGCUGCUGCGGACGAAGCUCAGCAAGCAUUCAAUGCGCCUAGUGAUGGCUUGAAGCGACCCGUGUUGACUUCUGCCUGCCCUGGUUGGAUAUGUUACGCCGAAAAAACACAUGCUCACAUCUUGCCACAUCUGAGCAAGCUGAAGUCACCUCAAGCGCUUACAGGAACGCUGAUCAAAACCGUCCUAGCGAAGAAGUUCGGCAUUCCACCGGAGAAAGUCUGGCACAUGGCUGUCAUGCCAUGCUUCGACAAGAAGUUGGAAGCGUCACGAGGCGAGCUGACGUCCCACACUUGGCAUGGACAGGAAGGCGAUGCCGUACGCGACGUUGACUGUGUCAUCACAGCACGUGAGCUGCUUAUGUUGGCUGAAAGCCGCAACAUUAGGUUUCCUAACCUGCCAAGAGCACCCUUGUCGGAGCAGUAUGCGCCACCGUUCCCGGACGCAAAUGUUGACCGCUUCUUGAAUAGCCGUCGAAGAGGACACAAGCGUAAGCGAGAGGAGGCUGACGCGGAGAUUGGCACGAGUGGUGGCUACCUUCAUCAUGUCCUGAAGACUCAGCAGGCUCUGCACCCAGGAUCUAUCCUUUCGAGACACCGUGGCCGCAACGUCGAUGUCUCAGAAUAUGCGGUUUUGUCUUCAAGUGGACAAGAGGUCUUCAGAGCAGCUCGUUACUACGGUUUUCGCAACAUACAGAAUCUCGUACGUAGACUGAAGCCCGCCAAAGCGAGCCGCUUGCCCGGAGCAACGCGCAAGCCUGGCGGGGCACGAAAGCCCGGUGCUGCUAGUGGUGGUACUAACGAGGGCGAAUAUGCUUAUGUGGAAGUCAUGGCUUGCCCAGGCGGAUGUACCAACGGCGGUGGGCAGAUUAAGGUGGGAGACGUAGCCACCCUUCGGCAGGUUGGCGGUACAGGCAUUGAAAAUGGUAGCAUUGAUCAGGAGAUGUUACCUGCCCAGCGCGAAUGGCUGGCGAAGGUUGAUGAAGCGUACUGGAGUGCUGAUGCAGACGACACUGAUUCUACGGUUGACGAUGGAGAUGUUGACAUGAAUGAGGCACACACAAUGGAUGAAGUCGGAAACGCCGCGGACGUUAUCGACGGCAUCGAUCGACGGUCCGUGAAAGCCUUCCUAGAGCGUUGGACAAGACUUACCGGUGUCGAGUUGGACAAGCUUGUCUGUACGACGUACCGAGUGGUCGAGAGCGAUGUAGGUAAGAAUCAAAGUGGCGGGAGCGAGAUGGAGAAGGUGUCAGCGCUUGCGGUAGCCGCCGGCGGUGGAUGGUAGAAUAUAUGUGUGAUAUCAUGGCAGUACAAUAUUCCGGCAAUGCGCCUUGCUGUUUCCUUCAGCGUCCAGCUUCUUGUAUGAAUGUAAGAGUGCGGUUGUUGUUCAGCAUUCGGGCCGACUGCCGAGAAGCGCACGGAC